Notodromas monacha is the source of this 318-nucleotide messenger RNA. Lineage: Eukaryota; Metazoa; Arthropoda; Ostracoda; Podocopida; Cyprididae. The record is from the annotation of a GenBank genome assembly.
AUGACGCACAAUAAGGAGGUCGAAGACGCGAUGCGAAUUAAGAAAAGAGCAGUGCAUGUGCCGCUUAGAUAUUUGAGCAAAAUCAGUCAAGCUGCUGCUGCUGCAUCAGGGGAUAAUGAUGGAGGGAUCACUCCAAUUGAGGAGAUCAAAGCUGUCAAAACUGUUACAGGAGAUUUUGGACACCCUGAAAGGGGUGACACCUUGAUCAGGAAGUGGAAUGAGAACAGAGAGUACUUGAACCCUCCCAUCAAUGUGUUCAUGCCAUCAUCAACUGCCCAGCAAGUCUUGGUUAGGCAAGCACUCAUGAAAGGACAGGCC